AUGACCCUGGACCAAGCACUGAACCAUCAAUUAGUCGUCGUUUUUCAAACAAUGUUGAACUUGACAAUCAUCAAGACCAUAUUGACCAUGUUAGUGAAUAAUGGACAAAGUAUUGACGAAAGUGAACUAAUAACCAAAAUCAUUGAAGGAAGAGCGAAGAUAAAAUUCGAAGACAAUUUUGAUGAUCAAGAAAGUAGUCCUGGGCAUAUAGUGUUUGAAGAUGACGCUAAAUAUGACGAAAUUAAUCUCAACUACAUCGAUGAUGAUGAAAGGGAUUUACAAAGUUCUGGAAAGCCGAUCACAUUCGAAAAUCAAGACGAUGAUUUCAUUUCUAAUACUAGAAAUCCUGAUCCUGACAAAAAUCCUGCUACUGAACGACUUGUUUUUGCUGACAGGCCAUUCCGUCGGCCAAAGUCCUUGCCUGAGAGAGCAGUUUCGGCAGUGGCGGAGGCAUUGACUUCAAUAGCCCUGUAUGAUGACCAGCAGUGCGUGCCGAAGAUCCUGUGCGAAGUGGCUGGAGGCAGCAGUACGGCUUCAUCACCCAUGCUGCUGAAAGCUUCUGCUAGUUUGCAGCCUUUGCUAUCGUUACUUCAGGCCUACAACGGAGUGAGCUCGUCGCCGCUGUUUAUAUUCAGUCGUGCCGCAAUCAUGGGUUUGACGGCCAAAGGAAACCCUUCAGAAUGUCGCCGUGCUUACCCUCAGUGUCCAAAUGACCCAGAAAAACUAAUCAACUACCUAAACAACCAUAAUGGAGGCUUCUUCAGAUUCUUUGGACAACCACAAGUUCCGCAAAAACAACAAAAUUUGGAGCAAUUUUACAAUUAUCUUUCUGGACAGUAUGGAUUCCAACAGCAGACACAACAAAACUAUGGACUUCUAAAUCAGUUUAGUUAUGGCUUUCUACCCCAAAAUGGCAAUCUCUAUAAUCAGGGUUACACACAAAAUUCUUAUAGAAACAGCAACACUUCUGAAAGCGAGAUUGAAGAACGUAUACAAAACAAACCAGGAGUAAAUGUUUUAGAUGACAAUGAUGACGAUUUUUACGAAGAUCAAGAUAAAGGUUCAAAAUGGUCCUUCCCAGAUCAAGUAGAAACGAAAAAGCCGAAAUAUAUAGAAUACAAUAGAAUAAAUGAACCAGCCAGACCACCAAGGUCCAGUAAAACAUUAAAAUUUCCUGAUGAUAAAACGGAAAAUAGACUAGAAACUUACAGACCCAGAGAUUAUCCUAGGAAACAAAAGAAUAUAUUCUUUCCUGAACAAAAUGAUUAUCAAAUAAAUAACAACUAUCAAACGACGCCUGUAAAUCUUGGUGAAUAUAUUUUUGAUCAUAAACAUGGGUUUUAUGUAAAAAGACCGAAAGCCACAACUUUAAGAGAAGCAAAACCAACAGCGAACAAUAAUGAUAAUGUAGUUUACAUUGUAAGAGGGAAUGGUGAUCCCAAUCAUCCAGAAAUUGUUAAAGUUAGACCUGGACAGAGUAUCUAUACAUAGAGUGAAGUACGGAGCUGUCUCGAAUUGUCUAUAGAAGCAGUAGAUGUUUAACUG
This is a messenger RNA of Helicoverpa zea (corn earworm), 1545 nucleotides long. RefSeq lists its product as uncharacterized. The coding region runs from base 1 to 1491 and encodes 496 amino acids. Lineage: Eukaryota; Metazoa; Arthropoda; Insecta; Lepidoptera; Noctuidae. The record is from RefSeq and is a predicted model, not a curated record. The transcript has 5 exons.